Messenger RNA from Notolabrus celidotus (New Zealand spotty), 2757 nucleotides. RefSeq names its product growth factor receptor-bound protein 14 (gene grb14). NCBI's taxonomy places the organism in Eukaryota, Metazoa, Chordata, Actinopteri, Labriformes, Labridae. The transcript has 13 exons. Bases 326 to 1666 code for a protein of 446 amino acids. The record is from RefSeq and is a predicted model, not a curated record. Gene Ontology annotation, cellular component: plasma membrane; cytoplasm. Gene Ontology annotation, biological process: negative regulation of insulin receptor signaling pathway; insulin receptor signaling pathway.
UCUCAGGACUUGUUUAAUGUAAUUCUGUCCUUUUUUUUUUUUCCUGUCAGUGUUGUUUAUUAAGACUUCUGUUCCAAAGAGAGGGAAAAGGAAAAAGCUUCUUCAUUCCCAAGGACAAAGGAGGAGUUUGUGUGUAGGGGGGGAAACAUGACAAGUUUCUCACACUAUCACUAUGAAGGAUGUCAGUGUAACAAGUAACAAGAGUUAUAUUGAUUUAUUUUCUUAAUUUAAUACCAACCUAAUAUUGAUUAUUUUAUCUUUAUUAUCGUUUGCUGUACAUGAAUAUUACUAUUAAUGUAGUUAAAUGUACACUUAAGACAGGAGCAUGAAUUUUCAUGCGAGAAGAGUCACCUUGCCUGCCAUUACACCACUCUGUCUGCAGAAGCGGGUUAUAAAAGUUUAUAAUGAAGAUAACACAAGCAGAGCAGUAGAGGUUCCCAGUGACAUCACUGCGCGGGAUGUAUGUCAGCUGUUUGUCCUGAAGAACCACUGCAUCGAUGACCACAGCUGGACUCUCUUUGAACACCUCUCCCAUCUGGGAAUAGAGAGAACUAUCGAAGACCAUGAGUCUGUCAUGGAGGUGCUUUCAGGCUGGGGAAUGGACACAGACUGCCGGCUGUACUUCAGGAAGAACUUUGCUAAAUAUGAAUUCUUCAGGAAUCCUCUGGACUUUUUCCCAGAUCACAUGGUCUCCAUAUCCAGUGAAGCCAACGGGACGGUGGAUCACUCUCAGCUCAUACAGACAUUUCUCAACACCAGCUCAUGUCCGGAGAUACACGGACACCUCCAUGCCAAAGAGCAAAGCAGGAAGUCAUGGAAGAAGUUCUAUUUUGUUCUGCGGAGGUCGGGGCUUUAUUUCUCCAAUAAGGGAACUUCAAAGGAACCGAGGCAUCUCCAGUUCAUCGCAGACUUCAGUGACAGUGAUGUCUACACCGUGCUGUCAGCCAAAAAACUCCACGGAGCACCUACAGAUUAUGGCUUCUGUGUCAAGUCCACAAAGUGUUGCUCAGCCCGGGACUUGAAGCUGCUUUGUGCAGAUGAUGAACAGACCAGGACCUGCUGGAUCACAGCCAUGCGCUUGUUAAAGUAUGGGAUGCAACUGUACCAAAACUUCAUUCAGCCACACCAGAAACAAAAAGCUUCACCCAUGAGAAGCAUCUCGGAGAAUUCACUGGUGGCCAUGGACUUCUCAGGCCAAAAGAGCCGGGUGAUUGAGAACCCGUCUGAGGUGCUGUCUGUGGCUGUAGAGGAGGGACUGUCAUGGAGGAGGAAAAGCUGUCACCGUCUGAGCGGCCACGGCAGCCCCUCCACAUCACAGAACUCCAUGUCAAGCAUAGCCCUACAUUUGGCUCAGUCCUGGUUCCACGGCAAACUGUCUCGAGAUGAGGCUCAGCGUCUCAUCACUCAGCACGGUCUUAUUGAUGGGGUGUUUCUUCUGAGAGACAGCCAGAGCAACCCUAAGACGUUUGUGCUGUCACUGUGCCAGAUGCAGAAAAUCAAACACUUUCAGAUCUUACCUGUGGACGAUGAAGGGGAGUUAUUCUACAGUCUAGAUGAUGGCCACACGCGGUUCACGGACUUGAUCCAGCUGGUGGAGUUCUACCAGCUAAACCGCGGCGUGUUGCCCUGCAAGCUAAAACACCACUGUGCCCGGAUCACCCUGUGAACAAGGGACCCAGGAGACCCCCGAGGGGCCUGCAUGCACCUUAACUCCAGGGCCUUUGUGGACAAACACUCCCAGUGUUCUCGUGCCUUGAAGAAGAAACACACAGACUCACUGAGCAGCCAGGCUGAUUGAAACCACUGUUAUCAUUCAGCGUAGCAUUCAUCCACACCGAGGCACAUGCUUCCUUUUCCCUUUAGGGGGGAAAGCUGGGUUUAACAAUAGACCAUAUAACGACUGACGACAUGUGCUGAAGAUAAUGUGCAUCAAUGAGGGACACUUUUGUUCUUGUUGAGUGACAUCAUAGCUGGGAUGAGUUUUAGAACAUUUCAGUAUACAGUCAUCAUGAAAGGCUGUAGGUUAUGGUUUAGAAAAGCUGAUGAUGGUUGGAUCCAAAUGGCGGAAUCCUUUUUUCUAGACACAAUAUUAUACAGGGAAUCACAGUAAACAACACCUCUGUUCUGUUCAAGUAAAACUAAGCUAUCAUAUGUUCCGUUGAUCUCAAAGUAUUCAGGUAUUUUUUAAGAAAUCACCUCUCAGGAAGUGUCACUGUGCAUGCCCUGCAGGAAAGCAGACUGAGACUGAUGUAGAGAGAACAAAAGAGAGGUAAAAAAAAUGACACACAGCUUAGCUAACCUGCACUGUACAUUUGUUUCAGAUCUUUGUGAUUAAAUGAAAUGUUUGCGUUACAAUUUGUGAGCUUGCUGUCAAGCCAGAGCAGUCUGAAUAUUUCACCAUCUUUAGACGGAAUUAAGAGAGAUGUGUGACUGACUGUGAUCACAUCUGAAUCCCUUGUAUAUUGAAAUCUAGGUUUUAUAUUUUCAAAGUUUCAGGUAUAGAAUUUACUAAACAUGUUUGUUUUUUUAUUAUCAUGUUGACAUUAUUCCCACUUCUGGUGGAUAUUAAGUGUCAUAUAUUGUCUGUUUUUAAAAGCCAAUCAUUCAUCAGCUUUUAAUACAAGCUAUUUUAAAUUAGAGACACGAUUGGAAUGACCACUUUCAUUUUUUGUAUGAGCUGGAUGACCAUGCUUUGAAUAAUGAAUGUCAAAAACUGCAAAUGGUUUUUAUAUAAAAACAAAGUCUGUUUUUAGUGCA